UAUUUUUUAUUACUAUUUACAUGCUUAUAUCAUACAUGUAUUAUGUUGCUCAUGUUUUUAGUUAUUGUAGUGCAGAUAGUUAACCUGGCGGUCACAUGAUAACCUAUAAUAGAAUAUAAUAACUGAAUAGUAUUUCUUAUGAUUGUGGAUUAUAAAGAGAAUGCUAUACUGUUGAUGAGAACUUUAGCCUGUUAGGAUGAUGAUGGACCACAUAACAUAUUGUACCACCAUUUUUUUACACUCCAACCAUACUUGUCCUGCGGAUGAGGGUGAUGGACCAUGUAACAUAUUGCAGAUGAGAAAGUUUACACUACCUUUGAUAGUCAUGCACAUGCACAUGUUGGAGUGUAGGUGAGUCCCACUCUACCACAGAAUGGGAGAGUGUAGGGGUUCAUGCCCAUUGGAUGGACCCGACUCACUCAAUGAUUGGAAAGUAGUAAUUUAAUAUGGGGUAUUUUUUGUAGCUAGUAGAUUUUUUUUUUUUGCAAUUUUUUGCAUAGUAAUAUUUUAUUGGUUACCUUAUAAUUAUUCGCCAUAUUUCUUGAGUUGCUCAAUUUUCUAUACUAACCUUUUCCUUUGUUACUCCAAAAAUACAAGUGGAAGUUAUUUUGGGUUGGUUAAAGAUUUGGCCAUGGGUAAAUGUAGGUUUUGAGGAUAUUUUACAAUGUAUUUCAUAGCUUUUGUGCUUUAUAUUUUCCAUCAUUAGUUUAUUGCUUACCAAUGUGUUUAGAAUUUUUUUGCAUGUAUCAAUUUUUAUGCCACCUUUAUCCUGUUGCUAGUGUGUCAUAACUUUUCUUUAAUGUUCAUCAAUCUGUUCAUUUAUUGUUUAUUUAAGACCUUUAAUUAAUUAUGCAAAGGUCAUUUUCUUUUGGUUCUUCUUUAUAAAGGGUUAAAAACAAUUUAUUAAACCAUUAUAUGUGAUUCUUUUCAAUUAGUUGGUUGGCCAAGUAGGUACUGGGGUAAUUGUUGUGUGGCCAUACCUACAGCCAUGGAGAUCAACUUUGGGCAUGAUAUAUUGGCAAUCAAUCAAGUACCAAUUCUCAUGUUGUGCAGUUGAGCUAGCUAGAGGCCUAUUGCAAUUAAGUAACCAACUAAAUCCCUAAAUUAGUUUAGAUUAUAAGCAAAGCUAGCGGAAUGUGUAUCAUUGUGCAGUGUGUUAAAAGAAAUGUUAAGCUUUAAUCAUGUUAGAAUAGUCUAAAUAGCAUAUUAAGUUAUGUAUAUUUCACGAAAUUUAUCACUAUAAAGAAAGAAAUAACAGCUAGCAAUUAAUAUUACUAAACAUGCAACACACUAUUUAUAGCAAAUAAUAAGCAGUAACAUAUUUGCAUGCCAUAGUGUAUAUGUACAAAAGAAACAAGAGUUGAUAUAGAAAAACAAGAUAAACAACUAAAAGCAAAAGAUCUAACAGUUCUUCCUCUGUCAACUAUAAUUUCCAACGAAGGUCCCCUUACAUACCCACAAAGCACCACAACUUGAGUUUAUUCAUGUCCAAUUAAGGUAUAAUACUUAGCAUGGUAGCAACCAAGAACCCUGUACAUUCUAUUAUAGUUUUGCUUUAGAAUUCAUCAAUUUAGUUUAUUCAUAUCCAAUAAGUCUUGAAACUAUAUCAGCAUGGACAGACUACUGAUAUUAUAUCAUUUUAGUUUUUAAAAUACUGAAAUUCAAACUUGCUAGCACCACAACCACUGGCAUCCAAAUAAUGACUCUUAGAUCCCUACUCUUCAUUUUAGGCAGUAGCUGUACGGUUUGAAAUUGCCAAGAUUCUACCUAUAACACUUCGCAAUUACCUCUAAGAUUUAUAGAGCUAUGCUCUAAUAUUUCAUUUAUAAUCAUUUUGUUUGUCUAUGCUAUGGAUUUCAUCCAUUCAGUUUUAAUUACCUUUUAUCAUUAAACCAAGGUAAUAUAUUUUUGGAUGGGAUUGACAACAUGGAGGGAUGUGUGGUGAUAGAUCGAACUAUUUCUAGAUCUGGUCUCCAUCAAGUUUUUCCCCACUUUGUAGGUUCUCCUCAAUGCAAAAUAUUCUUGCAAUUGUAUCUAUGUAAAAGGAAAAAUACACAAGCACAAUUUUAACAAUGAUUCACCCUCUAAACCACUACGAUAGCAGCACUAGUGUUGAAGGAUGACUCUAAUAGUGAGAGUAAGGAUUCUACCUCUUUUGCAUGUUUGAGGACAUUGCCACUAGUACAAGGCCAUUAUUUGUUUGCUAAUAGCACAUGAAUUAUUGUCCAAAUUGAAGAGAAUACCAGUGUUAAGACUAGUCCAACAUAUAAGAAAACUCAGGGUCUUACUGUUGGAUAACUUGCAAGGUUGCUACAAUAGAUGCAGACACAAUAAGGCAGGAACCUGAUGGAUCUUUUAUUCAGUGUUGUCAAAAUCAAGAGUUUAGGUAAAAUCGUUAGAGCAGUCAUAAAAUCGGAUCGUAAAAUCGAAUCGUAAAAUCGCAAGAUUUUAUAUCAUUCUUUAAAUCAAUUUUAAAAGAAACAUGAUAUAUUCUUUUUAAUUGAUCAUUAAAUAUUUUAAUCCAAAUUAUAACAUAAAUUUACAUAUAGAACAUUUUAAUUCAUAUAAUCAUAAACUACUCAUAAUUUUAAACUUUUAAACAACCAAAUACUUGCCAUGAAAACACAAUAUAAACAUAAAUUCAAGUCUAAAGCUUAAGUCCAAAGAUAAAUAAAACACAAGAUAACAAAUUAAUAUAAAUCAUUAAUAGACAAGUGCAAAUCUAAAAUAAUCCCAAAAUGAUAUCGUUUUGUCCAAAAUGGUUCCUUUUUAUUAAUGACACAAAAUCGAUAAAAUUAUCUCAAAAAUCAUGUUUUUUACAAGUUUAAAUGCGAUUUUACGAUUUUGAUCCGAUUUUACUUUAAUACACGAUGUUAUCACGAUUUCACUCGAUUUUCAUAAGUAAACUCGUGAUUUUGUAUGAGUUUAUGAGUCAACUCACGAUUUUGAUAACAUUGCUUUUAUUGGCUACCUAAUAAUGAAGGUAUACAUGACUUGUUAGAAAACCUUCUAGUUGUUUUAAAGAUUAUGACAUCCAUAAGGCUUAGCUGACAAUCAACAGAUUUGACUUGAUUUUGUGUCACACAUCCAUAAGAAGCACUCAUUUAUUUUGGGUCAGUGAUAGAGAAAAAUGAGGCCCGAUUGUGCAGGAGAAAAGCAGGGCUUGGUUUCACUCACUGCUUAUGGAGAAAUGCAAGUUAACUAUGAUUUGACUUGGAUCAGGUGAAAAGAGGUGCUCAUAGUUGCAAGGAUGACUCAGGGAGUACUUGUGUGAUGAGGAAAUGUUGGCAAAUGGAAUUGGAGAGCAAUCCAAGGAUUUAGAAGAUGAACUUGGGUGAGGAGUGCCUUGCUAUUUAAAGGAGGGGAUUGCCUUUCUACACCCAUUGGUUGAGUCCUAUAAAUCUGUAAAAACAUAGUUAGUCUCCUUUCUUUGAGUUGGUGGUGUGUGACACAAAUGUGGGAGAGAGCAGUUGUGGCUGCUCACCUUAGUGGGAGGACUAAUUCCUCUUUGCUUAUGUGAGAAUUAGGAUGGGACGAAGAUAAAUUGGGUAAUGAGUUUUGAUCUUGAGAUUGGACUAUUAGGUCAGGUUUUGUAAAUGGUGUAAUUGCGAGUGAAUAAGUGAUAGUUUAGUUAGUUGAGAAUUGAGUUUUAGCCACCUAUAUAGUUUACUAUCUGGCUUGAUUUGUGUCAUACUAGGCCACUUCUAAUCCAUGAGAGACCCAAAUAAUAAGCUUUUAUUUUAUAUGUAGAUUUAACAACCAUUUUCAUUAAAUUAUAUUUUUUAUAACUAUUUACAGAUAACUAUUUACAGUUGGCAAUAUGGAUCUUAUAACUCCAAUAAGCUUUGUUAAAUAAAAAUAAUAUCAUUAGUAAUAUUAAAAUUAAUUAAACUAUUUUUUAUUUAUUAAUAUUUUCUUUGGUCAUUCACACUCUAUUACACCUUCCACUCUAAUAAAUUAACUCAUUUAAAUAUAUUAUCUAUCGACCAAUUUUUACUAUGCCUAUUAUUUUUAGCAAUUCCACCCACCUAUCUUAGUGUAUCAUCUCUUUUACAUUAACCCAAUAACUCAACAUUUAUUUAUAAAUUAUGGCAAGUUGUGCCAUAGCCUAUAAUUUUCCUUUUAGCCUAAGGGGAUCAUGACAAUUAUCUAACAUUAUAUAUUUUCCUCUCUAUUUUGACUCCCCAAUCAUUUUCUUAUUAUUUAUAUUUUGAUCAAUAUCUUUUUCUUGUUGGAUUAUAUAUUUGAGAUACCUAAAACUAUUAUUGGCAAGACAUUAUCCAUCCAUAUAGACUCUUUUAUCAUUUUUUUUUCUGUUUUGAAACUACAUUUUUAUAUAUUUAUUUUUUAUUUGACUUAUUUUAAAUUCUUUAGAUAUUUUCUACCAUAACUCAAGAUUUAAAUUUAAUCUAAAUAGAAGAUUGAUUAUAUUAUAGUUGAUUAUAUCAUAGUUAACAUAAUGGGCCAAUACCUGUAUAGAUUGCUCGAGCAGUAGCGAUAUUUGUAAUGACUGAUUCAAUAAUUGUUUAGAAAUCGAUAUCUCACAAAAAUUGAGAAGUUUAUUAAAAAAUUAGAAAUUAUAAUUCAUUAGGUAGAAAUUAGUUAAAGAAUAUUAGAAAAUUAAUGAAAUCUAUUGAAAUUUAAUUGAAUUGAGAAUGAAAAUGAAAUAAAAAUUUGAUCAGAUACUGAUGAUUUUAGAAAAUUUGACUCAUCAAGCCUUCCCUUUAUUUAUUACUUGAUUCUUAGAGAACUUGCAUAGGAAGUAGGGAGGAAGGAGGGAGUCUUUGUUGCCCUUGUAAAUUGUUUAGUCUUGCCAUAGCUUGAGAUUCACCAGGGAUCAAGGGUCAGUUGUUGUCGCUAAUUAGACUUGACUCUAUCUCACUCAUUAUCACUCAAUACUCUCACUCUAUUGAGGUUAUUGUGAAUUGAGAUACUAUUGUGCAGCAAGAGAGAACACAAUAAUGCCUCAAUCAACAUAACAUGGAUCCUAAAAUCGUCCAACAAAAAAUCACUGUGAAUGUAACUAGGAACAUGAUUAAACCCUAUAGGAACACAAUAAUACCUCAAUCAACAUAACAUUUUCAGAGUGAAUAUUAAGAUCAAUUUGGGAAAACUUGUACUGAUUAAUAAAUUUAAAAAUUUGGAUUCUAUAAUUAGACUGAUUGAUUCGAUUAAAUUGUAAUGAGUAAAGGAUAACCGACAGAACACAAUAGAGGGAUAUAAUCCAUAUAACAAUCUUCAAAUUGUGGCGAACAAUUUGAGGAUCAUGAUGAAUAGUACACCUUAAGGAAGAGAGGUGUCUGUCAUCUUGAUUGGACAGAAUAUUUGUCUUAAUCGUCAGUGUGGAAGAACUAACAAUCAGGCUAGUCUGUUGCCAUCUUGUUUUUAUGACAUUGUUGGUGGUUCUAACCAUUUGAUUGGGUAAUUGAGAGGAAGUUGAGAAUAUUGUAGGAAUCUCCAGAGAAAUGGAGAUUUCUUGGAUGUUUGUUCUAUAAAUAAUGGUUUCACUUGUGUUGGAUCUCUUGAAUUGUUGAGUAUUGUUCUGAAAAUAGAUGUUCUUUCUUUCUUGGAAUUCAAGCAUGAAGGAUACCCUAUAUUGGAAUAUAAUCUCUGGUGAUUCCAUGGUUUGAUUAUUUAUCUUUUUUACACGGAUAUUGAUAACUGACAAAGUUUGUUUCAGGAUGUCGAUGUUGGAAUUUCGAGCUGGGAAAAUGUUUCUUGAUGGCACUCGAGUGAUACCAGACACUCGGAGGGGUCUUGUACGCAUAGGAAGAGGUGAGGAAGGGCUAGUUCACUUCCAGUGGCUUGAUCGGACGCAAAAUAUUGUUGAAGAUGAUCAGAUUAUUUUUCCAGAUGAAGCAAUUUUUGAGAAGGUGUCUCAAUCAUCAGACAGGGUGUACAUUCUGAGGUUUAAUUCUGAUAGUAGGAAGUUUUUCUUUUGGAUGCAGGAGCCAAGAGCCGACGAGGAUUCGCAGAUCUGCACCUCUGUUAAUUUCUACAUUAACCAACCUUUAGAUCUGAUGGCAGAAGAUGAGACUGAAGCUUCAGUACCACUGCAAAUGUCUGACACAGGGGAGGAUGAUUUUUCAUCCAGAGCUGGAAACCUUGUUGAUCAUAAUAUGGCCAGCGAGCUAGGUGGAGAAGUUACUUCUUCUGGUGGACCGGUGCGGUUGGAGGAUUUGCAGAGGAUUCUAAGAAGCAUCCAAACACCAGAUGCUGUUGAAGAUCCCGAUGCAGGAUUUGGCUUAGCUGAUAUUUUAAAGCCUGAUUUGAUCUUGCCUGUUGUCGAAACCUUGCCAGUUGAGCAACACUUUUCACAAUACUUGCCUGAGGGCUCAUGGACUCCUGCUGAUCUCAUGGAGCUGUUGCAGAGUCCACAAUUCCACCAGCAAGUAGACACAUUCACUCAUGUGAUUCGAACAGGGCAGAUAGAUCUUUCGCAAUUCGGAAUCAACCCGAGCAAAUACAAAUUUACCGUUCUCUCUUUCCUGGAGGCUCUGGAGGACUCCGUGACAAAAACAUCAGACACUGUCGGAGAAGAGACACAAAGGGAUGGUAGUCGUGAUGCCAUGGAUGAGAGCUGAAACCAUCAAUUUCAUUGCUGUUGAACAAGUUUCUCAUGUGCGGCUGUUUGGUAGUGGUCUGGGGAAUUCUUUUUCAGUUUGAUUCGACUAUUCAAUAGGGGAUUUGGCUGUAACAUUAUACCUAAUUUACAAACUUGGACUAGAUGCAUUCAUCAAUAAAUUAAUUUACUUGAGAUUCAGAUAAA
Molecule: messenger RNA, 6769 nt
Organism: Zingiber officinale
Lineage: Eukaryota; Viridiplantae; Streptophyta; Magnoliopsida; Zingiberales; Zingiberaceae
Product: 26S proteasome regulatory subunit RPN13-like
Exons: 12
Coding region: 5682-6584 (300 amino acids)
Biological process (GO): ubiquitin-dependent protein catabolic process
Cellular component (GO): proteasome regulatory particle, lid subcomplex; nucleus; cytoplasm
Molecular function (GO): ubiquitin binding; endopeptidase activator activity; proteasome binding
Source: RefSeq, a predicted model, not a curated record